Molecule: messenger RNA, 1918 nt
Organism: Paramuricea clavata
Lineage: Eukaryota; Metazoa; Cnidaria; Anthozoa; Malacalcyonacea; Plexauridae
Source: the annotation of a GenBank genome assembly
AUCUGCUAAUCAGAGAUUUUUAUGAUUCUUUUUCUGUUGUGUAGAGUUUUUUUGGAGUGAGUAUAGUCAUCAUAUACAAGAAGAUGUCAGAAGACAAAGAUGAAAUCACACGGCUAAACCCAGUAGCUCGAGCGAUACUCCAAGGUCUCUAUGACACUGAAAGUCCUUUGCAUAAAUUGCUUGGCCUGCAUUAUGUAUUGAAAGCCAUAUGGAACAAUGUGGUGGAUCACUGGAAAUCAAGAAUUAAGAAAACAGAUGAAAAUUCCCAUCCAGAAGAAGCCGACACAUCGUACGUGAGUUUUGUCAAACUCAGAACGCAAGGCGUACGAGCAUUUUUUCAAAAAGAUGUGGUCGUUGUGUUUCCAAAGCCUUCUAAAAUCAAUAUUAAUAUGAUGCCAUUUGUAAUGGGAAGAGAUUUCAGAGAAACAAGGCUUCCUAAAUAUUUGCGACACUACUGGGAUCAAAUAAUUAAACAUUGUAUAAUGGAUAGUGAAGUAGGUAAGAUAGGAUAUCUAACCAUCCAUGAAAGUUAUGUUGAUGAAGGAACCUCGCAAAGACGACCUGGCAUCCACACUGAAUCUCCAGGUGUUGUUAUGUUGAAAGAUAGUAAAGGAUGUGUGAUGAAUAGAUAUUUCGGAUGGGGUGGAGGAAACAGUUUCAAUUUCAAAGAGAUGGAAUUAGAAGGUGGUAUUUUCAUGGCUUCAAAUGUAGAAAAUUCUUGUAGAGUAUGGAAUUGCGAGAUCCUGCGUCCUGAAGUUGAUUCUCUUGAUGUUGUUGGUAAACAUGGUGAUAUUGAACAUCUGCGAGAGUUUUUACCUGCAGAUAGUGAAACGAUGACUGCAGGCCAUGUGUAUUGGAUCACAGAUCGAACACCUCAUGAAUCAUUGCCUCUAAAAAAAGGAAUAUAUAGGCAAUUUUUCAGGCUUGUCACAAGUCUAGUUGCUGCAUGGUUUGAAGAUCAUUCUACCAAGAAUCCAAAUGGUGUUGUUCCUGACCCGAAAUUAACAAAGAUCGUCAAAGGUUCAAAGUUUGAUGGAAUCUGUUGUGUGAUUGAACCAUAAAGAACUAGUCUGUUUUUUAAAUCUGGUAGCAACACUUGAAAAUGUUGAUAUUCAUUACGAUAUAUACAGUACAUUUGUGGACAAUAAAAUCAAAUUGAUCAGGUAUAGGAAGAACUUUUAAAACUAUACGUGAAACUGAAUAAAUUAUAGGCCGGUUGAAUAAUUUAGUAAUGCUGUCCUUGUACACUUGCUCUCAGUCUGUCUCUUAAAGGAUUUUAUGUUUGGGAGUUAUAAGGGGCGCCCGAAAAUGCGGGCACGAGGCGAGAAAAUUGGAAAGAGACAGAUUUUUGCACCAAAUUUAAAGGUUGGUCUUUCAACCUCAGCCUUGCAUGGGCAGUUUCCUGUGGCUCAUUCGGUGAUCUGGCUUGGGGAAGUGAUCAGAAAUCAUUGCGUCCUGUGUUUGUGUUCGUCUGAGGCUGUGAUCAGACAUCAGUCAAAUUGGCCCAUAAAUCGAAUAUAAAACACAGGCGCAGAUAAUGAGAUCUAUAUCUUCAAGGAUACUAUUGUGUAUGGAGCGACUAAAUGUGGUAUAGUGAAUGCACUUUUUGCGUCAACCUCGUACCCAGGAUCUUUCUUUGGGAAAGACCCUGGCUGCGGCUGGUCACGUGCCUCAUCAAAAAUUUAGCGCCUGAGGGGGUGUGGGGAAAGUAUCAAAUUACAUAAACAUGCUUCCAGUGGAAUAUUCGUUAAAAACAUAAAUUUUGCGAAUUAUUAUGUUCAAAAUACUUGCUAAUUUUUGUUUAUUUUCUUUGCUUUGAAUUUACAAGAACAUUCUUACAUUCUUACUUACAGUCAAGUCAAGAAACAAAGCAAAUCGUUACUCGCAGUACGUGCUCUCUCGUGUUGUUAUUCAAUGC